CACUGAUUGAUCUUUACUACGCUGAUGAUGCUGUACAAAUGUACAUUCUUUAUCACGUGUACAUCAGCCGAUGCACUGAGCACUGUUUAAGGUCCGACAUAUUCAAAUGAAUAAACAAGGCUACGACCAAAGGAGCAGUCAUUAGGAGAUAGAUGUCUACGACUACCAACUGAUUAACUGGAAACUGUUAGCACUGUAUGUCUUGAGGUGACCACACCAUGCUCAUCAGGAAGAUCAGAAUGAAACUCAUCACUGUCCGGUUCUGCAUGUUCUUUAUCGCUCUGAUAAUCGUAGCUAAACUAUUCCAACGAAUGACACCGAACAACCAGCAUGAUAGGUGGUUUAAAAAGACAGCUUAUACAUCAAAUAACUGGCUUAUGGACCAAAUACAGAACCGUCACGUUGGCCUGACAAGAGCAAGUAUCGAACAUCAAGACGUCAAGAUUGUGUUUAAGGAAGGUGUGGUCGGAGCGUAUGAGAAAAUCGCCAAAAAAAGUAUCAUUAAAUCCGGAAAAGUCGGGCAUGGUGAAAACGGUAAAGCAGUGCAGGUUGCUAGAGAUGAUGCACAGUUCAAGAGAGAUGGGCUGAAUAUCUACGCCAGUGACGUCAUUUCCUUAGAUCGGGCAAUACCGGAUGGCCGACCUGAAGAAUGUCAAUACUGGCACUACCCAAGCAAAGCGGAGCUUUCGACAGCAAGCAUUGUCAUUACCACUCCCAACUAUCUACUGUCGCCGCUACUGCGAACCAUCCACAGCGUAUUUCGAAGAGGACCACUGGAUUUGGUGAACGAAGUCAUACUGAUAAAUCAUGGUAUUGACAAAAGUACUGGUACUGGAAUGAAAUCAGAGAUAGAAACCCACAUCGCAACACAUUCACCAGAAGUAGCCAAGAAAGUAAAAUACUUCAAAACAAAGGGCAAAUUGGACAUUGUCUCUGCAAGGAACAUCGGAGCAGGGGAAAGUAGUGGUGACGUCAUUGUGUUUUUGGAAGCGGGCUCUGAAUGUGGCAUUAACUGGUUAUCACCACUGUUAGCGCGGAUUGCGGAGAAUAGUCAAACACUGGCUGUCCCAAGGUUAGACAAGAUCAACCCAUCACUAUUCAGCAUCAAACCAUUCAAAGAGCUUAAAGACAUUCACUUUGGCAUCUUCGACUGGGGGCUCAAAUUCACGGAGAACCUUGUCCCGCCCAAGAUUCAAAAGAAGAGAAACAGGACUAGCGCCCCCUAUUGGUCACCUGCCUUUAAUGAAGGCGUGUUUGCAAUUGGACGGGAAUACUUUCUUCGCCUCGGUGGAUAUGGUCCUGCACUUGAAGGGCCGAUGGGAGCCGAUCUAGAGAUGUCCUUUAAGGUAUGGCAAUGCGGAGGACGGGUGGAGUUCGUACCUUGUUCCCAUAUCGCGGUCUUAGAUAAGAAGCAAACGACUGACUUCGACUCAUCCAACUCCUCAACAGUUCAUGUCAACCUAAAGCUUAUCGCAAUGACCUGGAUGGAUAAUAUCAAAGCGAAUGUCUACAGAACAUAUCCAAUGCUGCAACAUAUUACAAUAGGAGAUAACUCACAGAUGAUGACAACAAGAAAACGUUUGAAAUGCAAAAGCUUCGAUUGGUAUAUGAGGGAAGUGGCGUACGAGGUAGUCGACCGUUUCCCCUACCUAUCAGAAACCCUGGCCUGGGGAGAGUUGACUCACAAGGGAAACCAAGCAAAGUGUCUGGAUCAAGUUGAUGUGGCGAAGGGAAAGCUGAGGCUGACUCCGUGUCGUAACAACGGCGGGACUCAGUUAUUCAUACUGAACUCGGAUGGUCAGCUUCUGCAGGACGGCAAAUGCGUGAACGGGGCAAGUGCUGGCGUCUUAUACACAAACCAAUGUGGGGAGCCCGAUCUCACUGGAGAGUGGCAGUACUACGAGAACGAAUUCCAACUCUUUCACUUUCAUAGCGAGCUUUGUGCCCGGAUGGUGGGCACAAGCAACGUGGGACUGAGAGUAUGCCAGAAGAAUGUUCCAGAGAUGCAGUGGGUAUUCAGACCAGUGUUUCCAAGGAAAUAGGACAAACACAUCAACAAGAAAAUUUGAAACUCAUGAUUUUGAUCCUGGUUUAUCUGUUACAAGAAUUUCAUAUUAAAAUUACA
Messenger RNA from Lineus longissimus, 2125 nucleotides. RefSeq names its product N-acetylgalactosaminyltransferase 7-like. Gene Ontology annotation, molecular function: polypeptide N-acetylgalactosaminyltransferase activity. The record is from RefSeq and is a predicted model, not a curated record. Lineage: Eukaryota; Metazoa; Nemertea; Pilidiophora; Heteronemertea; Lineidae. Gene Ontology annotation, cellular component: Golgi apparatus. The coding region runs from base 219 to 2042 and encodes 607 amino acids. The transcript has 11 exons. Gene Ontology annotation, biological process: protein O-linked glycosylation.